GGACCUGAUGGCAGAGCCCGAGCCUGCUCCAGAGCUGCAGCUGGAUGAAGCUGGAGCAUCCUCAGCCCCGCAGGGAGCAGCUGCAGGCGCUGCUCCGCACCCGGACCUUUCGUGCAGCCCAGUAGACCCAGCGGUGGGCGUGGAGGUGACACCCCUGCAUGGGGGCAGCCCAGAUGCCUGCCGGGAGCUGCAGGCAGAGAGUGGGGAUGCUUCCUUGGAGCUAAACAUGCCAGAGCCCCAGCUGGAUGAUGUGGCUGGGGCCAGGAUCCUGCUGGAUGUGGAUGUGGCAGGAAUCCCGCUGGAUGUGGAUGCAGAGGGAGUAGGGAUCCCGCUGGAUGUGGAUGGGGCAGGCAUCCCGCUGGACGUGGGUGCAGAUGGAGUAGAGAUCCCACUGGAUGAGGAUGCAGGGAUCCCACUGUACAUGGACACAGAUGGGGCAGGGAUCCCUGGCGAUGCAGACGCAGAAGGGGCAGGGAUCACGCUGGACAUGGACGCGGAGAGGGCAGGCAGCCCCCUGGAUGUGGAUGGUGAGGAGCAUCAGUGCCUGACCCUGGAAGAGCUGGGGGACUACUUCCAAGAGUGCAUCGAAGCUGUCGAGCAGCUGGAGAAAGAAAGAGACAGCCUGAUCGCAGAGCUCGCCAAGCUCCGGGAGCCAGCGCUGCAGGAGAUCCGCCAUGCCCACGAGGAGAUCCAGGCAGCCUGCCGGCUGCUGGCCAAGGUGGAGCUGGAGAGGGACAACCUGAAGGAUGAGAUCCGGCAGAUCAAGCAGAAGCUGUUCAAGGUGACAAAGGAGUGCGUGGCUUGCCAGUACCAGCUGGAGAGCCGGCGGCACGACCUCUCCCAGCACGCUGCUUACCAGGGCGAGCUGGAGACCCAGGCUGGGCAGCUCUCUGGCGAACUGUCCCAGCUGAAGGAGACCUGCGAGAAGGAGAAGGAGGUUUUGAGGCAACGGCUGGAGAAUCCGCCCUGUCGUCAGGAUAACCUGUACCUGCAGGAGAGCCGCCGGCUCUCCAUGGAGUUUGAGAGCUUCGUGGCGGAGAGCCGGCGGGGACUGGAGGAGCACUACGAGCCCCAACUUCUGCGACUGCUGGAGAGACGCGAGGCAGGGGCGAAGGCGCUGCAGGAGAUGCAGGGGGAGAUCCAGGGGAUGAAGGAAGCCCUGCGGCCCUUGCAGGGGGAGGUCAGCCGGCUACGGCUGCAGAACCGGAGCCUGGAGGAACAGAUCAUCCUCGUCAAGCAGAAGCGGGAUGAAGAGGUCGGGCAGUACCGGGAACAGGUUGAGGAGCUGGAAGACAGGCUGAAGGAGCUGAAGAACGGGGUCCAGCUCCAGCAGCGCAAGAAUCAGGAACUGGAGGAGCUGAGGACCAGUCUCCACCGGGAGCUCUCCAUCUACAAGAGCUGCUUAGAAAUCUAUGGCCACCUUUGCAAAUCAGAAGACAAAGCAGACCAGGACUGCUAG
Messenger RNA from Leptosomus discolor (cuckoo roller), 1459 nucleotides. Lineage: Eukaryota; Metazoa; Chordata; Aves; Leptosomiformes; Leptosomidae. The record is from RefSeq and is a predicted model, not a curated record.